CACUGUUCGCAUUGUUGUUUUGCUCCCCACUUUGUCGCGUCGCCUUAACAAAAUUGUUAAAUACUGUUAACAAAAACGCUUCGCACGCACAGUAGCCGGUCGAUUUCGAGCUUGGACACCACAUUGAACGUGAAAACAAACCGUUCUCGGUGGAAAUUGUAAAUAAACAAGAAGGUUAAUAGCAGACUAUUUUUUUUUUUGGUAAGAAAACCAGUUACAAACCACUAACAAAAACAGAAGUGUGUGGGUGCAAAUUAAAAAAUAAAGAAAUUUAAGAAUUAAUAAACAAACGCACAAUCAUAGACAUACAAAAAAGGAGCGCGCGGUAAAAAAGAAGAAAAGGAGCGUAUAAAAAACGCCGACUGCGAAAACGUCCACAAAGUGAAAUUGAUAAUAAACGCAUAAUUUAUUUAAAAUAAUAACCAAUCAGCGGCGGCAGUUAUAAAUAAUUAAGAAAGUCAAGAAGAAAAGCACACACAGCGAAAAUGGCAACACUAAACAAAUUCACAAAAACGCUGUCCAUUGAUGAAAAGGCCGAGAUCAAGGAGAAAUUCAUAGAGUUGGAUGCCAACAAGGAUGGCUUCAUUGACUUGCACGAGCUGAAGGAUGCGCUCAACCAGGUGGGCUUCAAGCUAGCCGGCUACCAGGUGCGCGAGAUGAUCGAUGAGUACAAGGGCAAACAGCGGACCGCCUUCCAGGGCAAGCUGAAUCUGGAGGAGUUCGAGGCACUGUGCCUGGACCUGAAGAGCAAGGAUGUUGCCAGCACAUUCAAGACGGUCGUCUCCAAGAAGGAGAACCUGGAGACCCUCGGCGGCAUGUCGAGCAUCUCGUCGGAGGGCACCACCCAUUCGGUGCGCCUCGAGGAGCAGCUGGCCUUCUCCGACUGGAUCAACUCGAAUCUGGGCCACGACAAGGACCUGCAGCACCUGCUGCCCAUCGACGGCGAGGGCAAGCGCUUGUAUCUGAGCAUCAAGGAUGGUAUUCUGCUGUGCAAAAUCAUCAAUCACUCCUGCCCGGACACAAUCGACGAGCGGGCGAUCAACAAGAAGAACCUCACCGUCUACCGGGAGUUCGAGAAUCUGACCCUGGCCCUGGUCUCCUCGCAGGCGAUUGGCUGCAACAUCGUGAACAUCGAUGCCCACGAUCUGGCCAAGGGCAAACCGCAUCUCGUGCUUGGUCUUCUCUGGCAGAUCAUCCGCAUCGGCCUGUUCAGCCACAUCACCCUGGACAGCUGUCCCGGUUUGGCUGGCCUGCUGUUCGACAACGAGCGUCUCGAGGAUCUGAUGAAGAUGUCGCCAGAGGCUAUCCUCCUGCGCUGGGUUAACCAUCACUUGGAGCGGGCCGGCAUCUCGAGGCGGUGCACCAAUUUCCAGUCGGACAUCGUCGAUUCCGAGAUCUAUUCGCAUCUGUUGAAGCAGAUUGCCGGCAACGAUGCGGAUGUCAAUCUGGAUGCUCUGCGGGAAUCGGAUCUGCAAUCGCGAGCGGAAAUCAUGUUGCAGCAGGCGGCCAAGCUCAACUGCCGCAGCUUCCUUACGUCACAGGAUGUCGUCAACGGUGUCUACAAACUCAAUUUGGCCUUCGUGGCCAAUCUGUUCAACAACCAUCCGGGAUUGGACAAGCCCGAGCAGAUCGAAGGACUCGAGUCCAUCGAAGAGACGCGCGAGGAGAAGACCUACCGCAACUGGAUGAACUCGAUGGGCGUGGCGCCGCAUGUGAACUGGCUUUACUCCGAUUUGGCCGAUGGCCUGGUCAUCUUCCAGCUAUUCGACGUCAUCAAGCCGGGUAUUGUCAACUGGAACAAGGUGCACAAGCGCUUCAGCCCGCUGCGCAAGUUCAUGGAAAAGCUGGAGAACUGCAACUACGCCGUGGAACUGGGCAAGCAACUGAAAUUCUCGCUGGUCGGAAUCGCUGGCCAGGAUCUUAACGAUGGAAAUGCCACGCUGACGUUGGCUCUCAUCUGGCAGCUUAUGCGCGCCUACACCCUGUCUAUUCUGUCCCGCUUGGCCAACACUGGCAACCCGAUCAUCGAAAAGGAGAUCGUCCAGUGGGUGAACAACCGAUUGACGGAGGCUGGCAAACAGUCGCAUCUGCGUAACUUCAACGACCCGGCCAUAGCCGAUGGCAAGAUCGUGAUCGAUCUGAUCGAUGCCAUCAAGGAGGGCAGCAUCAACUACGAGUUGGUGCGCACCAGCGGAACGCAGGAGGAUAACCUGGCUAACGCCAAGUACGCCAUCUCCAUGGCCCGCAAGAUCGGCGCCCGCGUUUAUGCACUGCCCGAGGACAUCACCGAGGUGAAGCCCAAGAUGGUGAUGACCGUCUUCGCCUGCAUGAUGGCCCUCGACUACGUGCCCAACAUGGACAGUGUGGACCAGAACAACCACAACAGCUCCGCCAACAACAGCAAUUAGGCGCCAUAGCCACAACUCAAUUAUACAUAAACAGAAGGAUGGAAUUUUGAAAGGGAUGAACAGUGGGAACUACGUAAAUUUGUCGUAUUCGCUAAUUACAAAUUACUCUAUUCGAUUGCGUUCCUUCCUGCGCUACCAAUACAAUUUUUGUGUUUUUUUUUAAUUUCGAUUACUUUUUGUAAUUUUUUUAUUAUAUAUUUAUAUAUUAUAUAAUUGAGUAUGAGUUUCCCCCCUAUUGUAAUUAAGCAAACAGAUUUUAGAGUGUCGCGCAUCUGUUUCUUUAUUAGUUUUGUUUAACAAUUGUUUAAUUAUACAACCGUAACCUUAUUUUAUAAAUAGAGGUUUUGCUCUUUCUGCUUUAAAAUCCUUAAAAAAAGAAUUAAGAAACGAAAGAAACAAAAAACAAGCGACAAAGUUUACGUGCAAGAUUAAGAGAGAAUUGUAAUAUUAACAUUGCGACGAAAACAAUGAAAACAAUUAACUUUGUAAUAUAUAUACAUAUAUAUUUAUAUACGAUUACGAUAUGCGCCUAUAUACAUAACAUAUAUUUACAUAAAUCGAUAUAUUUUUCCAUAAAUGCGUUGCCUGAAGGGAGAUAACGAAGGAAAACCGGGAUCGGAAUAUUUAAAAACAAAAGAAUUCGAGAAAAAAACAGAGUAAAUAAUUUUGUAUUUAAUAAAUAUUUUUUUUGCAAAUAAUUGUAAGCCGCUUUUGUUUAUGUUUUUUUCCAACGUGUGUGUUUGUUCUAUUUCUUUUUACAUAUUUGUAUAAUUUUGCGUUUAAGUGAGUUAGAGCGAGGUGGCAAUAGGCAGCGCCAGCAUGGCGCAGAAAGAGAGGGCAACAAACAUUUUUUAGUGCAAUGGACGUCAAUAAAUCCAAGAGAAAAAAACAAAAUAAGAAAAAGAUGAAGUAAUACUAUAUUCAUAAUAUAAAUAAAACAAUAAAGUAAACCCAAAA
Messenger RNA from Drosophila rhopaloa, 3365 nucleotides. RefSeq names its product plastin-1 (gene Fim). The transcript has 5 exons. Bases 486 to 2408 code for a protein of 640 amino acids. NCBI's taxonomy places the organism in Eukaryota, Metazoa, Arthropoda, Insecta, Diptera, Drosophilidae. The record is from RefSeq and is a predicted model, not a curated record. Gene Ontology annotation, biological process: actin filament network formation; actin filament bundle assembly. Gene Ontology annotation, cellular component: actin filament; actin filament bundle; cytoplasm. Gene Ontology annotation, molecular function: calcium ion binding; actin filament binding.